This is a messenger RNA of Penicillium digitatum Pd1, 2103 nucleotides long. RefSeq lists its product as uncharacterized. NCBI's taxonomy places the organism in Eukaryota, Fungi, Ascomycota, Eurotiomycetes, Eurotiales, Aspergillaceae. The record is from RefSeq and is a predicted model, not a curated record.
AUGUCGGAUCCUCCUAAUAUGGGAAUACCUAAAGAAGAAGGGCCUAUUGACACUGAUGUCAAACCCGGCACAGGCUCCCGACGUGCCUCCGGUACCGCAAGGCGGUCGCGUCGUAAGAAGGAUGAUGACCCCGACACCAAGAAGAAGGAAACAGAACCUAAAGAAGCCAAAGAAGCUAAAGAAAAACCGACCCGAGCUCCUCGUCGCCCACGGGAGAAAUCAAACAACACUGCUUCCCGAAAAAAGCCCAAGCUGCAACCUGCGGCAGAGGAAACGAGGGUUGCUCCGGUAGACGCCAGAAGCCCUCCACACGCCCCUGCAACGCCUCAACCUGCUCAGCCCGCUCAACCUACUCAACCUACUCAAAUAGCUCCACCUCCUCACCCUGCUCCAACUUCAUACUCAAAUCCUCAUCCCCCUACAGCCCCUGCACCUUCGUAUCAGUUGUCGCAACCAUCUCGCCAACAAUCACAAUCGCAACCUCCAGUCCCGCAACCACCACCUCAACGAACCAGUGGACAAAACUUUGACCCCAUUCGUUCUGCGUUUGACAAUCCAUCUCCAGCACCAUCAUAUAGUCCUCCUGCUCGCACAAUUUCUCCUCGCAAUGCUUAUCGUGCCAGUGCAUCGCCGGCGAUUUCAAGCAUCAUUGACCCGCCAGCCCCUAGCUCUCAACCAAUAUACAACUCGCUUCAACGCUCGUCCUCUAGCCAUGUAUCUGGCCUCUCUUCUCCGGCACCGCCUGCGAUGGUUCCCACACUCUCACAUCCGUCCUUAGCACCAUCGCCUCUUCCGACAUCCUCUGCUUCCCGUGGAGCCAUGCAUAUCCCGCAGGCCAUGUCACAGUCCACCCCCUACACCACCCCGUACCCACCUACCGAGCAGCGGCCAACACCGUCACAAACUCCUACACUUGAACAGUCCCCACCGGCAGUUCACCAACCUCAACCUCCCGCGCAACCCGCUGUGCAGCCGACUCCUCCCAGACAACAAGCGGCUGAAUCGAUGGAAAUUGACCCCGCAGAGGAGGCACCCAGUGCCAAAAAGGAAAAGAGCACCUCUUCUGCACCGGCAUCAAAAGCCUCAUCUCCCAAGCCAGCUCGACCUGCCAAAGAGGCCCCUCAUCUGCCUCAAGGGUCUGGCUUGAUCACAACCGCACUGUUCGGCGGAGGAGAUGAUUCUGCAAAGUCGCCUGACUCGCGUAGCACACCCAGCAUCAUCGUUCAUGUUCCGCUGCAAAAGGGCAACCAGAUUGUCAACUUUGCACGGCUUGCAGAAGAGCAAUAUGGCUUUGCUGCCUUACACCCUCGUCUGGCCGCUCACAAGGCACGCAUGGCUCGUGUGGCAGCUGCCGGGGCUGCGUUGGAACGAAAUGAUAAGAACGCCAAAGGAAACUCUGCCGGCGAGAGCGCCGACGAGGACCUGAGCCUCGAUGCGGAACGCGAUAGUGAUAUGGAUGGCGAUGUUCCCAUGGGCGGCAUUGGCGCAGGGACCAACGGUGCGCCCUCGGAAGCUAGCGAUGGAAAGAAGAAACGACGCAAGAAGGUCGAGGAAUAUGACCGUGAUGAUCCGUUUGUGGAUGACACCGAAAUGGUGUGGCAGGAGCAGGCUGCUGCCAGCAAGGACGGGUUCUUUGUCUACAGUGGGCCACUGGUUCCAGAAGGAGAAAAGGUCCAGGUGGAACGCGCCGACGGUACUAUCAAACGGGGUCGUGGCCGUGGGCGAGGAACGGGUCGGGGACGAACCGUGACCUCGCAUCCACACGUUCCUAUUGCAGCUGCUGUGCCCGUCUCCCAAGAUACUGGCCUGCCAUUGCGUGGGCCCGGCUCUCGGGGUGGAACCUCGCGCCGUCCGCGAGGCAAUAAGAAGGCCGACAGCGGUAGUGACCGCGCUGCUACCGCUGUAUCCGUUGCUCAUGAAAGUCGUGGUGGCCGUGGUGGGACUGGAACUCCUGGCCGUGGUGGGACUAACAGCACUCGGGGUGGAAAGUCGUCUAUAUCAAUCCCGAUGCCAGAUCUUGCUCCUGCGCCAUCGACCCCGAGUGUUGCCCAUGGACCCCCUACUCCGAGCCCGCUAGCUGGCCCAGAUCUCAUGACGAAAUAG